Dufourea novaeangliae is the source of this 1247-nucleotide messenger RNA. It is a transcript of the gene ECSIT, whose product is annotated as evolutionarily conserved signaling intermediate in Toll pathway, mitochondrial. The record is from RefSeq and is a predicted model, not a curated record. The coding region runs from base 99 to 1232 and encodes 377 amino acids. Gene Ontology annotation, cellular component: mitochondrion. Gene Ontology annotation, molecular function: protein binding. Lineage: Eukaryota; Metazoa; Arthropoda; Insecta; Hymenoptera; Halictidae. The transcript has 2 exons.
AUGUUUAAAUGCAUCUAUAGAAACAGUAAAGUUCUAAAGAUUUUAGUACAUAAACUAUACUAAAUUUAAAUGUGACAAGACACGAAAAGGUAUUUAGUAUGAAUUUUCUAACAAGAAGGAUCUGUAUUUUAUUGAAUAAAGUUGGGAUAGCUAAGGAAUCAAAGGUUGUGCAACUUGCAUUUGUUAAUUAUUUUCAUAAUAAUCAACAAGUUUUGUACAAUACAUCCAAAGGCAAUAAUCAAGUUAUAGUUUAUCCUUUUCAUGUAGCAGAUAGAAAGGAGAAAGAAACAUAUUUGGAUAUCAUACGUUUAUAUGUAAAGAAUAAUAAUAUGAGAAGAGGACAAGCAGAAUUCAUUUUACAUGCUAUGAAAUACAUGGAUGAAUUUGGUGUAAACAAAGAUUUGGAUACUUAUAAAGCAUUGUUGGAUGUAUUUCCUAAAGGAGAUUAUAUACCACGGAAUAUGUACCAAAAUAUGUUGUACCAUUAUCCAAAGCAACAAGAUACUGCUCUUCAAUUGUUAAGUAAAAUGGAAUCAAAUCGUGUGAUACCUGAUUAUGAAAUGCAAGAAAUGAUCCUAAAUAUAUUUGGUGAAAAAUCUCAACCUGCAAGAAAAUUUUGGCGCAUAAUGUACUGGAUGCCAAAGUUCUGUAGACUGAAUCCUUGGCCAGUUCCAGAGCCUGCACCAAGGGAACCUAAGGAGCUUGCUUAUUAUGGGAUAAAAAAAUUAUGCAGUAUAGAUGUGCAAGCUAAAAUUACUGAAUAUAAAACAAAAGAUGUACCAGAUGCUAUGCAGGAAUUACUUGCUGUGCAAUCCACUGAUAAAUCUUUAUUUAUUGAAGGGCCUUUUAUGGUUUGGGUCGCUGAUAGUUGUCUAGACUACUUUGUAUUAAAGGGAGAACCAAUUAAAAGAGAAGUUAUUUGUGAAAGCUGGGAUGAUGUUUCUGAUUUAAAAAUUCCUUUUUGGGAGCAGCUAAACAACAAAAUACCUGUUACUAUUCAUGAACAAGAUGAUGGUGUGUAUUAUGCAAUAUGUUUCACUGGCACAUCCUCUAAAGAUUCUUUGCUAUCCUGGAUAAGGUGUCUACAAAAAACAAAUCCUGCUCUAAACGACAUACCAAUAGUUUUCAAAAUAAGAUCAGCUGUAGAAAUACCAUUGUAUAUAGAAAAAGAUACAGGGUCUAAUGAUUCAAUGGAUAAUCAGGAUACAAAAAUGUUGAAAGAUAAAAAGUAGUUGAAAUGAGUAAAU